Messenger RNA from Fulvia fulva, 219 nucleotides. RefSeq lists its product as uncharacterized. Bases 1 to 219 code for a protein of 72 amino acids. The record is from RefSeq and is a predicted model, not a curated record. The transcript is spliced from 2 exons. NCBI's taxonomy places the organism in Eukaryota, Fungi, Ascomycota, Dothideomycetes, Mycosphaerellales, Mycosphaerellaceae.
AUGGCCGAACAAGCAGGUGCCGCGCGCAUACGUCUCGCCGCUGAAGAACAGUUGCGCAAAGACUUCCCGUACCUCAAUACCGCAGCUUUGGAAGAACUCUUGGAUCAGAUCACUCUCGUCGCCGAGGUUGGCCUGAAGAAACGAGCUCGCGCCAUGAGACGAAGCAAGGCCCGUAUAAGCUUCUUCAGUCUUCCCGCUGAGCUUAGGAACGAAAUUUAG